AUGACUAUAGAGCCUUCAUCCAGAAUCUCCCCGAAACCAAGCUCUUACAGGGAGGUACCCUAUGGAAGAGAGAUUCCCAAGCCUAAGACCAAGCUCCUUGCACAGAAAAGGACCAAUGGCCGCCCUUUCACUGCCGCUGACCUGGAGCGUUACCUUUUUCAAGCUAUGCAAGACUCUGAAGACGGGGAAAUAGCAGUUCCACUGCAUGUUGACUUCUCUGCCCGGCGGAUUCACACUGAGAAGCUGGUGAAGUUCUUCAGAGAUAACACUGGCGAUAAACACUUCGUCGAGAUUCCCGUUGAGCCCCUACGAGGAAAGGAAAACUGGCGUGAAUGGCUGGUUGCUAUGCAGCUCCUUCUUAUCCAGCACGGCAUCUGGGAAGUCGUUGUCAAGGACGCUACGAUGCCUCUGGCGAAAACACACCCGCUUUUUUACUGGUAUCAGCGCAUGCGUCACUGUGCCGUGGGACUGAUCUAUGUCCACGUCUCUGAUUUUGUUCGCAAGCAACCAUGUUUCCUUUCCGCAAUUGCCGAGAAUGACCCAGAUUCCAUCAUGACCCACCUCUUUGCUCACUAUAGUGAAGCCGAGGAGAGCUGCCCCCACGCUAACUCGAGCACCCACCAGCACUACCACCACCAUCAGUCGAAAUAG
This is a messenger RNA of Penicillium brevicompactum, 651 nucleotides long. RefSeq lists its product as uncharacterized. NCBI's taxonomy places the organism in Eukaryota, Fungi, Ascomycota, Eurotiomycetes, Eurotiales, Aspergillaceae. The record is from RefSeq and is a predicted model, not a curated record. The coding region runs from base 1 to 651 and encodes 216 amino acids. The transcript has a single exon.